Acyrthosiphon pisum (pea aphid) is the source of this 408-nucleotide messenger RNA. Its product is annotated as 52 kDa repressor of the inhibitor of the protein kinase-like. The record is from RefSeq and is a predicted model, not a curated record. Gene Ontology annotation, molecular function: protein dimerization activity. Bases 1 to 408 code for a protein of 135 amino acids. NCBI's taxonomy places the organism in Eukaryota, Metazoa, Arthropoda, Insecta, Hemiptera, Aphididae. The transcript is spliced from 2 exons.
AUGUCGUCUGAAGAACGGAAUAGUUUCCAAAAAUUAUUAGAAUUUUAUUCACCAUUGGUUAAUCAUGAUGUUUCUACAGCUACAGCAGAGUUUAAGCUGUGGAAAACCAAACUUUCAAGAACUCAUUCAGUUCUUAAAACUAGCAUUGAUGCACUUGCAUUAUGUGACAAAAAAAUAUUUCCCAAUGUACAUUACUUGUUAAAAAUUCUUUGCACAUUGCCUGUUUCCACGGCUUCCCCUGAAAGAACGUUCUCGACAUUAAAAAGACUUAAAACUUACUUGAGAAAUUCUAUGGAAGCGACUGAAUGGGCUACCAUGUUGUCUGUCCAUAGGACAAUACAAGUGACACCCGAUGAAGUCAUUGAUGCGAUGGCACUGUCAUCAAGAAAAUUUAAUUUAGUAUUGUAA